GAACCAGGAACACCUUCCCAUCCUGGCAGGAGCCUGGCAGAGCAAACAAGGGGCAGCCAUGGAGAGGAGUUACGUGUCUGUGCUCUUGCUGCUCAUCGUCAUCUCCUGUGCUCUGGCAAAGGAUGUGGGCAAGAAGGAUUCAAAGGACACUACCACUAAGCCAAAACUGCCCCAGACACUCUCCAGAGGCUGGGGAGACCAGCUCAUCUGGACGCAGACCUACGAGGAGGCGCUUUUCCGCUCCAAGCACAGCCAGAAACCCCUGAUGAUCAUCCACCACUUGGAAGACUGCCCACACAGCCAAGCCCUCAAGAAGGUCUUUGCUGAACACAAAGACAUACAGAAACUGGCUGAAAAAUUCAUUCUCCUCAACCUUGUGUAUGAAACCACAGACAAGAACCUUGCCCCUGAUGGCCAGUACGUCCCUCGGGUUUUGUUCAUAGAUCCUUCCCUGACUGUGAGAGCAGAUAUUACAGGAAGAUACUCAAACCGUCUCUAUGCAUAUGAGCCCUCUGACAUUUCACUGUUGUAUUCAAAUAUGCAGAAAGCGCUGAAGCUCCUGAAGACUGAACUGUAAGGGGAAGAAGAAAGCCCUUAAAUAUUAUGAAGUCUUAUCUUCCAUGUCUUCUCCACACCUUGAUACUGGUGAAGAGACUAUUUAGAGUGAUAUUUAGUGAUGUGUAGUGAUGGUUUCUAUACAUAAACACUACAGUUUUACAUUAGUACUUUUGUACUGGGAAGCGUUUUUAAAAGCUGAAGGCUUUUAUUUUAAGGCGUACAGAAGAAUACUGUAUGAUUCAACUGUAAAAAUGAUUUUUUUAAAAAUAAAUUCAUUUCAAGUGUUUACAUACAAAA
Melospiza melodia melodia is the source of this 855-nucleotide messenger RNA. It is a transcript of the gene AGR2, whose product is annotated as anterior gradient 2, protein disulphide isomerase family member. Gene Ontology annotation, molecular function: dystroglycan binding. Gene Ontology annotation, cellular component: endoplasmic reticulum. The coding region runs from base 59 to 577 and encodes 172 amino acids. The transcript is spliced from 8 exons. Lineage: Eukaryota; Metazoa; Chordata; Aves; Passeriformes; Passerellidae. The record is from RefSeq and is a predicted model, not a curated record.